AUGAGGAGGUACAGAGCCAGGCAGCCAUUGUCCCCGUCGAAAUACGUUCUUUUCGCUUUAAGCCCAGUCUCAAAUUAUCGGAGGAGCCCUCACACGGCAGAAAGGAAUGAGUCAGAUGACCUUGGACGGCUUCUCCCUGAAAUCAACGCUGAGGUUCCCGUUGUCGGUUAUACCCAGUCGCCGAUCAAUUUGUCUCCGACAGCCCCGCGCGUCAGUGCUCCUGUUCAUUCGAACAGCCCAGCAUCAAACGCCUAUGCGCCUUCAGCUUCCCACAAAUUGAAGUCUGCCCCCGCGGAAAGCAGUGAUCCUCUGCGCGAACGUCGCUGGACCCCACAACCGACAGCACUUGACAAGUACCUUGCAGGCCUCCGCCACCACCUGAGUAUGGAGGAGCGCCUCAGCAUUUGCAUGGCGGUGGCAAAGAACUUGCAUGAUUCAGUUGCUGCGAGAGACGGGGGCCGACUUCUUGUGCAGUCAGAAAACUGUCCCCUCCCCUCUCUACCUCCCAUUCACGAGGAAAUUGCUGCCAACUCUUCCCGCACUACCCAUGUAGGAAAGCGGCCGCGUUGCCCAACCUCUCCAAAGGGUGAACGCCCUGAACAAAGGCGUAAACCUCUCUUCCGUAUUAAGCUCCCCGUGUCUGGCGACCCCUCUCAACUCGCCGCCCCAACGACCAUCGGUGGGCAUGGAUCUCCUGGCCAGCUGGAGAUAGCUGACAGCGUCGACGCAGCUGUACUGCAGUAA
Messenger RNA from Eimeria maxima, 744 nucleotides. RefSeq lists its product as hypothetical. The transcript is spliced from 2 exons. Lineage: Eukaryota; Apicomplexa; Conoidasida; Eucoccidiorida; Eimeriidae. The record is from RefSeq and is a predicted model, not a curated record. The coding region runs from base 1 to 744 and encodes 247 amino acids.